UGGAACCCUGUGUAUCCGGGUCUGUCUGCCGGGCUGCCGUGGGGGAAGCUUUUGAGAGUGGGACCGGGAGAAGCCGCUUGUAAACAGAGCCGGGCCGGGAUGGUCGGCGGCUGGAGCAGAGCGGUUGUCGGUGAGGACAGCGGGCUGCCUGGGUCGGGGCCGUGUCCGGGGCCGGCUGCAGGCCGUGAGGGCGACGGGAUCGAAGCCACGGCCAUGCUGCCUGACCCUGAUGCACUGUCCUGCCUCAGUCGCAGAUGUGAUGUGACCAACUGAUCGUAGAUGGCAAGCUCCAAGACUGAAAUCGAGGAUUGGCACUGCCUUGCUUUGACAAACGCUGCCCUGCUGUCUCUGAGACCUCCAGGAACAAGCUCCCGUAUGUCUGUGCUUGGUCUUGUCUAGGCAGCCAGAUGAAGAUUACUGCCUCUUGUUUCCACAGCUGCAUUGCUGAACCACCUCUCUCUGUUGGCUGAAUGUUCGUGACACCAUUUCUUGAAGCAGUUUAGGGGCUGAGACCUUGGACCCUGUGUCAUGGAAGCUUUGGAAGUAGAUGACAUCAGCCCCGCCUUAGAGGUUACUGAGGAUUUCUUUAGUACUUUUGACAGUAAGUUGGAAAAGGCUGUGCAACAAGCAGAGGUUUAUGGGAUUCAGGAAGUCCCUGAGCUGGUGGGACAUGAGGUACUUGGUAAUAUAACAGACAAUGGUGCUUUGAGAAGCGUUGCUUCUCUGGGCAAGGGGAACAUGAUUUGGGACCACUGUAAGAGCAGGCUCCUAGAAACCAAAGCUCAAAAUGUCUUCCCUGCCAAAGAACAGCUUAUGGUCCAGAGAGGGACAGCCCCAGAUAAUCUUUCCUGGAUGGAACAAAAGGAAGCAUCGACCUUCAACUUUUUCAACAUCUGUCAGCGUCGGAGGGACAGACCUCGUUCUGUGAAUGACUUAUUGGAUGAGACCACAACUUUCAAGCCAGGACAUGCUCGGUCGAGGUCUGACGUUACCCACGUAGACUGGCGCGUAGUCCUUAGCACCAUGCCUUUGCAGCAGCAGCAGCCAUCCCUUCAAGGCCCACACUUUGCCAGGCCAUCUUUUCUGUUGUCUUCACCCAAUAAGGUUGAAGAUGCUCAAGGAAAUACAGAACAUAAGCAGACAUUCCCAAACAUACUGAAGAAGGGUUAUCUGGAGAUCAGGAAGAACCAUGACAAUUACUGGCAAAGCUGUUAUGCAGAACUCUCACCUUACAACUUGCACUUCUACAGCCUCGAUAGCAGCGGGAAUCAAAACCUGUACGCCACAUAUCAGCUCUCACACUUCCAGAGCAUAUCUGUUUUAGGCCAUCUUGAGGCCAGGAUGGUAGACACUGUUCUUUAUGACAAUUCUCAGCUGCAGCUAAAGGCAGAGUCCCCGUGGGAGGCAUUGGACUGGGGGCAGAAGCUCUGGGAAGUUGUACAUGCUGCUGUGCCCAGUUACAUGGGACGGCAGGACGAGAUGGCAAACUCACCAGGACUUGGUCACCAUGCUGACUGUACGCAGAACCACUGUUUACAGAAGAGAUCCAGCGGGAUGCUGUCCACCCCUGUCUCGGAUAGCCCCAAACAGUACCAGAACAUCCUCAAAUCAGGGACUCUCUACAGGCUGACUGUCCAAAACAACUGGAAGGCAUUUACCUUUGUGCUGAGCAAGACCUAUCUUAUGGCUUUUCACCCUGGCAAGCUAGAUGAAGAUCCUCUGUUGAGCUACAAUGUGGAUGUGUGUUUGGCUGUGCAGAUAGAUAACCUGGAUGGCUGUGACUCUUGCUUUCAAGUCAUUUUCCCCCAAGAUGUCCUCCGCCUCCGUGCUGAGACCCGACCAAGGGCUCAGGAAUGGAUGGAGGCUCUGAAGACAGCAGCCAACUCUGCGAGGAGUUCCGAGCAAAACCUGCAAGUCACACUGAGGAACAAGCCAAAGGAUCAGAUAGGUGGCGCUGAGCUGCGGAAGAACAAGCGCCAGUCAGUGACCACCAGCUUCCUGAGCAUCCUGACCACGCUGUCUUUGGAGCGAGGACUCACUGCUCAGAGUUUCAAAUGUGCAGGAUGCCAGCGAUCUAUUGGCCUUUCUAAUGGCAAGGCCAAGGUGUGCAAUUACAGUGGGUGGUACUACUGCGGCAGCUGCCACGUGGACGACAGCUUUCUCAUCCCAGCACGCAUAGUUCACAACUGGGACACUUCAAAAUACAAGGUGUCCAAGCAGGCUAAGGAGUUCCUGGAGUAUGUGUACGAAGAGCCCCUGAUCGACAUCCAGCAGGAGAACCCCAUGCUGUACCUGCAUGCUGAGCCGCUGGCCACUGUGGUGCGGCUGCGGCAGCGGUUGAAAUCACUCCGAGCUUACCUGUUCAGCUGCCGGGCGGCGGUGGCGGAGGAUCUGCGCCGAAGAAUUUUCCCCAGAGAAUACCUCCUUCAACAGAUCCACCUGUAUUCUCUUGCUGACCUGCAGCAGGUGAUAGAGGGAAAGCUGGCUCCGUUCUUGGGCAAGGUCAUUAAGUUUGCCACCGCGCACGUCUACAGCUGCAGCCUCUGUAGCCAGAAAGGCUUCAUCUGCGAAAUCUGCAACAACGGCGAGAUCCUCUACCCCUUUGAGGACAUUUCAACGAGCAGGUGUGAAAGCUGUGGAGCUGUCUUCCAUUCCGAGUGCAGAGAGAAGUCUGUCCCCUGCCCACGCUGCGUCCGCCGGGAGCUGCAGAAGAAGCAGAAGUCCUUCUGGCGGCAGCUGAACGUGGAUGAGAGCCUGGAGGAGGCGUGCGCCAUGUUCGAGCUGUCUUACCAGAACACCUGACUGCGGGCCUGGCCACACUCCCCCACCACCACCCAAGGGCCAUUCAUGCCCGUGCAGACGAGGCUGUUCCUUCUUCAGCUAGAUGUAGAUAGAUAAGUUAUUUAUUUAUUCUAUAUACACUGAUACGUCCUGUAUGUAUGCUUUGUGUAACUCAUUGUUCUAAAGGUCCACAGAGAUCCUGUGGCUAGACUACACAUAGCUGAGUUACACUUGGCCAUGCAAUCCAGCUGCUCGCUCCCAGCAAGUGUGGUUUACACACGCUACUCUGUAUUUCAGACCCACAUACUCACAUUGGCUCCAAGGGCCUGUCUACUGCAAGGCAUUGGAGGAAGCAUUUCUUGAAGCAAAGCCUUGGGUUGUUACUAAAUUUUAUUCAGCAUUUGCUGGGGAAAUUGAGGCAAGGAAUCUGCCUCAGAAGGAAAUCUCUAAAACACAAGAGUGCUUCGGGAUCCUUCCAGGUCCCGGAGUCCUUGGCAGAGGCAGGAACAGUGAAACAGCACACAGCCAAAAGCUAGAGGGCUCCUUCUUCCAACAGAAACCUUCAGGAGCAGAGCUACCCUGGGUUUGAAGUUAAUCCCCGAGUGUGAGUCCAGAAGGACCUCAGGGGCCAGUCACUCCUCCAUCUGUUUGCUGGUACGAAGCUCAGCACCUGCCUCAUGAUGAGACUCCACGAUGCCUGCCAGAGAGUGCAUGGGUGCCCUAAGAGCGUUUUCAAGCAUGGCGUGGAGGACAUUUUCCAGUUGUUUUUUACGGUGCUGGCCAGGAGGAAAUGUCCCAGGAUCAUCCUCAAGCAUAUCUGUGCAUAGUCUGCUAGGUAGAGUAUCCUGCUCGCAUCUGGCGGGGCGCGACGUCUGCUUUCCUAGAGUCCUUCACAGACAAUGCCUGGCCACUUCUGAAUGUUUUAUUUCUCAUUGUCCCCCACUCUUGACCUUUAGUCAAUCCAUGUAACCACUCUUGCUUUUGUAUUCUGGGUGUUGGGUUUGUUUGGAAUGGGGCUAUAUUCUAAGACAGGGUCUUGCUGUAUAUCCCUGGCUAGCCUCAAACUUGUGAUCCUGCUGCCUCAGCCUCCAAAUGGUGGGAUUACAGGUGUGUACCACCAUACCUGGCUUUACUUGUUUUUAAUUAUUUUUUUAAAUAUUUAAAAUUAAAAAUUAUACACUUAUUAAAAGCUAUUAAAAAGUAACAUUUUGAAAAAUGCAAACCUAAACUAUUAAGAAAAUACCAAACAUAAAUAGAAUUAAUUAAGUUAAUAUUGCUGAAAUAAGUAGAUACAUAUGUAGAUAGUUGCCACCUUAUAGCAACACAAAAAGUAUGUAAUAUGACAGGCAUGAGAAAUGAGUCGCUGUGCUCUUUGGAGGGUACUGUCCCCCCUCUGCAACCCUUUGGAAGAGCCCGUGUAGUUGUCACUGUGACCAAGAUGGCUGCUAGAAUGGCACUGGGAACCUGAUGGCCAGCAUUCGUUCUGCCUUAACCCUUUCCAAGGCAGGAAAGUACAUUCACAAGGAAGUAAUUUGUAUGUCUUUCACAGUGAGCACCCGUUGCCCGCGCUUCCACCCUUUCAGAUUUUCACUGCUGUUCAGAUCUGGUGGAAAUACUGGCUCACAGAGAAUGUAUCCACUUCAGCUCCAUGUCCCUCCCCACACGCACCAGCUCUUGAAGCUCUGUCCACCAGGAGACACUGAGCUGACGGGGUAAGCACUUCACCUCUCAGCCCACACCAUUCCUUUGGCCCCAGCCCACAGAGCUGAGCCCUGUGCACACCCCUAUUUCCUGGCUCCCCAGAACCUAUAACCAAGGCAUGCAACUUAGUAAAAGGCCAGGGCCUGUUUAUCAGACACUUCCUGGUGCCUCUUAUAAACUCUUGGGGAGGCAGGUUGACACCCCCUCACUGCAGUGGCAGACAGGCGAGAGGCGGGUGGGAAGUCGCAAACACUUGGUGAAACAGGCAAACACUUGGUGAAACAGGCAAACAAAUUUGAGUAUCUCCCUUCCUCCUCCCCUUCGUGAAAUACAGUAUUUAUACUUUCCAGCCUCGGCGAAGAGAGCAGAACAUGAUCUUUCACUAGAGAAUUAUAGACCUGCUUAUUAUAAAACAGAUGUGCUCCCGUGGCACGGUGCCUUCCCUCUCCACCCCCAAAUCCCUGUCACUGCAGCUUGCACUCUGCCUUUGCUGUAAUUAAUGUAUCUGUGAUUCUAACUGGCAGAGAGGCUGUUCCCAGCACACUGAGCACAGACCUGAAGGACAGAGCCCCCACCCCACCCCACCCCAGGUUUUCCCUGAGUCCUGCCCCAACUCACAGGUACCCAAGGUCAAGGGUGAAAUUUGGAUCCCUGCUCAAGACACCAGAGCUGUCCCCACUGCCCACUUAGAGGGCCCUGCUAUACAUGAGCAGACCUUGGGAGCUCCUACACACUUUCCCUGACCUUGCUUUCUCUUAAGUUUUUUAAAGGGGAAAAGAUAAGGGGGCUGUCAUCAGCGAUCUAGAACUGGAGCUGUGUGCCCGCUACUUCUGUUUCAUUCUGUUGUACAUCCCUAAUAGUCUGGCCCAUGCCAGCCGUGGGCUCACAACAACCACCUCUGCCACCACCACCAGGAUCUGAUAGGACACAGUGGAUCCAGCUUAGGAGUUGGGUCUGCCAUGAAAAUUCAAAAUUGCUAUUUUCAGUCCAGAAGGCCGUAAAGUGCGUGAAGGCCCCUACGGUUCCCAGGUCUAACAGAUCCCUCGGUGCAGUGCGGGGCAGUUGCUCUAAUGCUUAGAAACCAUCGAAACAAACGCAAGCCUGUGGGUCUCCACCUCCCUUCUGCAUCUCAGUAAACAGCAUACACGUAAAGCCUGAUGGAAAAUGGUCUGUCCAUUAAUCUCCCGGAGCUGCCAGUGGAGUCCAGGCCCAUUCCCUGGCGUAGCACAAGAAUUCCCUCCUGCUAGUGCCAGAAGCUCAUGUGUGACACCGUGCAGCCUGGGGGAAGUGUUGGCACCCAACCCCACGGUUAAGAAGCCAGUUCCUAAAAUAGACCUGCGUUUGCACCGCAGCAGGAAGGCCGGGAGUGCUGGAAAGGCAGUCAGUGCGAUGGGGGCAGAGGCCUCCAGGGCCGCCCGCUCCCAAAGUUGAAAGCAGCUCGACGUGAAAACAUGUAAACGCUCUGCCGUCCCCUUGACUUCAUGGUUGAGUAAGGGCUACCUCUUGGGAGCUUUCACAUCUGAUGAGCUGAGAGGAUAACCGCUUCUGGAUUCCUCUAUAAUAGGCCUCCACCAAAAAGAGAGAGAGCGUAUGACUACAGUGCCUCGGGAUUUGCAGGUUCCAAUACAGUCCCGACAUAGCCCAGUGUCGUGAUUCCCCUCGGCCGCCCCAAAGCAAAGGUGUCUCUGUCACCCUGUCCCUGUGGCUGAGCUGCAGCGCAGCCUCUGAUGAGGUCCGGCCUCCGGGAGCAAUGCUUGUCAUGUGCGCACACUGAAUGCGAGCACCAAUGAAUUUCUUUCUGCACCUCCUCAAGGAGGCUUGGCUUCUAGCCCUGCAAGUUCAUUCUCUAUCUGUGGGGCAAAACAAACAAACAAACAAAGAAAAAACCCACAGACACAAACUACCUAAGAGAACAGGACCACAGUGAUGCCACACCCACUGAGCACCGAUGACAGCAGGAAGUGGACAUUCUACUGCUAGUUCAGGUCGAGCCCUGCAGACUAGCACUGUCUGCUCUCUAUGCUUUAUUGGAAGAGCCACAUUAGGAACUAAUCUUUGACCCUUUGUCAGAAUACUGCCUGCUUCCAACACAGACUUUAUUUUGUUUCUCAUGUUAAAUAGAGAUGUGUGCAAUUCUGUUCUGGCAGUUUUCUAUAGUGCUUUUCAUCUUCUGAAAUAAUGUGGAGAAGUCAGAAAUUUGAGACAAGGGAAAGAAGCUAGCUCUUUCCUCCUUGGCUUGGUUGGGGCCACCAUCCUUCCUCUUUAUCCUGGGUGAGGACUCACUGGGUCAGCGCCCUGCCCCUUUCUGCUCGCCCGACCCCAGGUUACUACAAUCCCCUCAGCUAACCUAACCAAUGCUGGCCUCUGUCACGGGGUGGGGGGGGACCACAGUGUCUUGACAGUUAAGUGUCAGUGCCCAGCAGUCUCUCUGUGUAGGCAAUUCUGUCCUUUCUUUGGAUUCAAAACUCUUUAACUCAGAAUUUUUUUUCAGGUAUGUUUUAGUAGGUGCAGGACUGAGAUUAAAAAAAAAAAAAAAUCUGCAUCACUGUAAAACUCUGGGUAAAAGGGAAAGUGUGGACCCCCAGACUCUCCAGCAUUUGAGAGGUUUGAGUUAAGUGGGUUCGUGGUGGUCAUGGCGUGGUCUCCGUAAAGCAAGCGCUGGUGUGAUGGGAGGCGCUGGUGCGAGGGACAUCGGCUGCUCUGUGGUUCCUCCCUGAGGGAGAAGAGGCCACUGGCUGCUCAUUGUUUUAGACAGCUCCCUAAUGAAGCCAGUUGUUUCCCAGGCCAGACGAACAAGACACCUGUAGUAGUAGCUUUUCCACAGUGGGGCCCCUCUGGCAGGCUGUGGAAGCUGCAAUCCAGCCCUGUCCCCUCCCUUGAUUUUCCUGCCUUUUGUCCUCAAACCUGGUCUGGAUUUGAGACUCAUGCUAAUAAACCACCUAGUGGACAGCUGGCCGAUGGCUCUUCCCUCCCACCGUUUUCCCUGUAGGAGUGCCUUAUAGUCUAGUCUAGUCUCUGACCCACUUGAAGCCUGCAGGACCCUUCAGCUGACUAUGGACCCCUCUGCUCUUCCCUGCCAGCUCCUCCUCGGCGUGCAGGACGCCUGGAGCCUCUCUAGCCCAUGAUGCAUGCUGCACCUUCCACCUUUGCUUACCCCGGUGCCUUAACUCCACAAGUGAAGGGAUUCACGCUGCAAACACGUUAUUUGAGGGAAACAUGGGUUUCUUCAGUACCAUUGGCACUUUGACCAGGAAAUAAGAAGACAUAAUCAUACAGUGUUUUGACCUUAUUUUACGGUGUUUCUUAGCCACUCUGUUUGCCUGCUUUCAUUAACGAAACUCAGGGGAAUGUCAUGUCACCAAGGUCAACGGGGAAAGAAAGAAAACUAGCUACCCAGAACUGAACGUCAGAGUCUACAAACUUAGUCUUUAUUAGGUUCAAACGUGACACCGACACAAGGAUUUCUUCCCCUGCCCCUUUACUGUAUACAAAUGUUCUUCAUUUACCACCUGUGGGAAGUGGGAAGCCUCUGGGAUGCAUGGUGAUGACAGUGUAGCUGUGUGCAGCCUGGGUAGUCCACUGAGCCCCCAGAGCAGGCUUCGCCGGAGGGCUCUGCCUUUGCUCGCCUGUCAGGCUCGUACUGUAAACAGUUAUUAGCGGUCUCUAGGGAAUGGUGAAAGGGGGAGAAUGCCAAGACUGCAGGUGAAGAGCAAGAGUUCGGUGAUGCACAAGUUUCUGUACAGCUUGUUCUCGGGCUCCUGGAUCGGGUCCAAGUCGUUCCCCCUUACCCCUGCUCAUGCGGUACAGAAGCAAUUAGGAUUUUGCAUUUGAGCUGUUCCUUCACUCUGUUGGGUUUUUGUAAUAGCUAAUGUGCUAAUUCAUGUGUUCUCUGUUGUCUGGAUUUUAUUGCCUUUUGUUUUGGAUAAUUUAUCCAUAUUUUUGUUUACAUUAUUUUUUUUAAGAAAGUAACUGUAAUAGUAUAAAAUUGAGGUUGUGCUGUUGACAUUCUCAGUUUUUACAAUUAUCUGUCACAUAAUUUAAGUGUACCUGUUCCUAAUGUAUAAAGUUCUCUCCUUCUCAAUAAACAAUGAAAGUUCUUUCUCUCA
This is a messenger RNA of Meriones unguiculatus (Mongolian gerbil), 8588 nucleotides long. RefSeq names its product pleckstrin homology domain containing M3 (gene Plekhm3). NCBI's taxonomy places the organism in Eukaryota, Metazoa, Chordata, Mammalia, Rodentia, Muridae. The coding region runs from base 529 to 2802 and encodes 757 amino acids. The transcript is spliced from 9 exons. The record is from RefSeq and is a predicted model, not a curated record.